UUCAGAGUAGUUAGUCGAACGCUGUAAAUAUGUACGAAUGAAAACAAUAUCAGAAAUAAGUUUUAUUAUGUAGUGCAUAUUCAGAAAUGAUGUAGUCGUGGUAGCUACUUUGAUUUUUUUAUUUUUUUCAAAAAAUUCACGUUAGAAUGUAAAAAUUAAACAUGGAUUAUUCUAAUUUACAUCCGGAUUCGGGUGAAGAUUUUUGGAGCAAAAAUUAUAAUUUAUCUGAUAAUUCUGGCACCAAACCGAAAUUCAAGUUUCCUGCACCGCCAAGGAUAUCAAAAAGCGCGAAUAACACGUUCUGUUCGUCGAAUUCCGAUAGUUCAAAAUCAAGUACCAACAGUUUAUAUUGCAACAGAAGUUUCAAUCUAACAAAGAAAAAACAGAAAUUCAAAACGAAAAGAUUACCACCGUUGGGUAUAUACUGGGACAUCGAAAACUGCCAAGUACCUAAAAAUAAAAGUGCGGCUGCCGUGGUGAAGAGAAUAAGAGAAGUUUUUUUAGAUAAUUACAGGGAAUCGGAAUUCGUGGUGGUUUGCGAUGUUAGGAAAGAAAGUUCGCAAGUUAUACAGGAACUUCAUGACGCCCAGAUAAUGUUGUUGCACGUUUCGUCUACAUCAAAAAACGCAGCCGACGAUAAAUUGAGACAGGCUUUAAGGCGUUUCGGGGAAUUACAUCCUCCACCGUCCGCAGUAGUUUUAAUCUCCAGUGAUAUAAAUUUCGCAUCCGAUCUCUCAGAUCUCAGAUAUAAAAGAAAAAUACGAGUGACUCUGGUGCAUAACGUAAACGUGGCAGACGCUUUGAUUUUAUGCGCUAAUGAACAUCAUUCUUUCACGGAAUUGAUGAAGGAUUUGCCCGCUAACUUACAGAAGUUUCCACCUAUAUAUAAUGAACCCCUUUAUUUAGAUGUUACGAAUCUUCCUAGGAACAUCGAAGUGAUGAAAAUAAAAAAUAGACUUCGUAUAGUGACGGAUAAUUGUGGUGGGAAAGUGCACAGGAUCAAAAUUUCAGAUGGAACCGCCGUCAUCAAGUACAAUAAUAUAGAUGACGCAAUCAGGGCUCAAAGGAGGAUUCAGGGGGAGGAUGUGUUUGGUAAUAAGAUAAAAGUUUCUCCGGCUAUCAGGAAUUUUGCAGGUCAAAAAAUUAGAAAUCUCGAUCAUUAUCAAUCGUAUGAUGCUUCUCUUCCGCCGCCCCCGGGCUUUACUUCGGACUGUCAAAAUUCUUACAUGAACGGGAGACAUUCAAGAGAAAUUAAAAAACCGCAGAAUACCAGCAAUCAGCAAGUACAACAGUUGGUAGACGCGUGCGCCUUCCGUCCCAUCCGAGGUGCUUCGUCUGUAUAUCCAAUGGAAAUGAGUUACGACAACUCAUGGUGGGGUAAAAAAACAAACGAACGCAGAAAUACGCCUCAAGAUCAACUGUUGAACGCUGUUAGUAAUUUGCAGGGGCGUAAUCACGAAAGUAGCGGCAGCUCAGAAUACACUAGUGAUGAAUUUAGGGCUGGGUAUUCAAGUGAAACCGAUGGAAAGAAUUUUCAUUCGAAUCAACCGGUCGAUCUGAUCAUAUCGAAUUUGGAUCCGACAAUAGAACCAAAGGAACUCAAAAGGGCGUUAACAAAUAUGCUCAAAGAAUACGCUAUGAUAUUAAGCUUGAACAUUACGGUACAAAACGAUGGUACUCCUAUAGCUAAUAUCAGGGUAAACGGACAAAGGGAAGCCCAAUUUACGAUUUCCCAAUUGCACCGACAGAAAUUGGGUCACAAAAGAAUAAUCAUAUCAUAUGCUCAAAGCAGUUCCCCGUAUCCCGAAGAACUCAAAGCUAUGGUUAUAGAGCUUCUACAGGAAGUACCCGACAAAGGCAUGCCACUAUUUAAAUUUAUCAAUUUAUUGGAAUCUCGUUAUCAUUGCACCGUAUCGGUAUCUGAAGUGAAUAAACUGAAAGAUAUAUGUAAAAUAACGGAUUCGUUGGGAUCCAGAAUUAUUUCAUUGAAUCAAGAAAUGAAAACUUCUCCUCCUCCCCAUUUAUCUAGGACUUUCGCUCAAUAUUGCACUGUACAUUGUCCGAAUGGUGUUCAAACUAGAGGUUGGUGUGAAUUGAGUAUAAUUCAAACCCCAAACGUGAAAAUACCCCUAAAAUUAUUCUCAAACAAAUUAUUAUCAUUGUUAAAAUUACAUAUGGACGUUAUGCAUCUUUUAAGUUUUCAAGCUUGUUACGAACAAGAAUUUCAUGAACCUCUACCAGUGUAUGAUGGAGGAGUACCACUCGAACACCUAGUCACUUGCGUACCAAAUAUUGAUAUUAAAUUGGUGGGACCGAAUAAAAACAUUAAAAUAAUUAGAUACGCCGACAAUAAGAAUGAUGAAAACGAAGAAGAUGCCGUUUUGAAAUCAGUUUCACCCCAUUUGGCGCCUAAUAUUACCUUGUUAUGUCGAGAACUUAUUGAUUUGUUAAAAACCCAAGACAGGUGUCAAUUACUCAUGAGUAAAUUCAUACCAGCUUAUCAUCAUCAUUUCGGAAGACAGUGUCGCGUCGCCGAUUACGGUUACACUAAAUUGUUGGAUCUUUUUGAAUCUAUACCGCAUAUCAUACAAAUUUUAGGUGACGGUACCAGACGAACCAUAACCUUAACCCAUUCCGCUCAAAUGCGCCGUUUCACCUCGGAUUUGCUACGCGUUCUCAAAGUACAACCAGCCAAACAGAUAACGCUAACAGAUUUCCCUUCAGCUUACGAAAAAGUAAUCAACAAACCGUUCAACGCAGUCGAAUAUGGUCUAUGUACAUUCGAAGAUCUACUACACGAAGUAUCCGAAAACACUGUGGUGGUUAAUCAGAACGAUAACGGGGAGUACGUCAUAGCCGUACCUAAAAGGGAACAAACCGCAGAAGAAAUAAUGAGAACCAAACAGUUCGCUUCAGAAGUUAUUGAUUUACUCAGGCAUUCGACUUACUACACCAUGUUUUUCAAUAAAUUCGUACCCGCCUACCAUCACCAUUUCGGGCAUCAAUGUAAAGUGUCCAAUUAUGGUUUCACCAAACUUAUAGAACUGUUUGAAGCCAUUCCGGAAGUGGUGAAGAUCGAAGAAUUAUCCGAUGGAGAACGAACUGUUAGUUUAACAUUACCUCAAGCUUUGAAAGUUUUGGGUAGUCAGAUAGUACAAAUAAUAAAAUCGACACCACAAUCGUCUUUGGCUUUGAAUGAUCUACCUAAGGCUUAUUUAACUGAAUUCGGGUAUCCUUUGGAACCUAAUUUGUACGAAUGCACUUCUGUAUCGGAAAUAUUAACAAAACUUACGGAUUAUGUUCAGGUAGUCAACAGUAAUUCCGGAUUAUUUUUGGUUGCUAUAGAAAUAGACACCAUACCGAAUAUUCUAACCAUAAGAUGUUGGGCUUUAUUAUUAAAACCGCCACAUUAUAUGGAUAUGGAUACUUUCCGAUACGAAUAUCAAUCUAGGUACAACAGUUCUUUUUCCUUGGAUGGAUUACAACAAAUCGGGAACGUAAUUUCGGUAUCAUCUAAUGAUGAUUCGAAUUACAUAUCCUUGACGAACUUGUACAUCCUAGCCGCGCAACUGUAUCACGUUAUAUACAAAAACGGCGGUAGCGUUUUGUAUUUUAAUUUGGAAAAAUUGUAUCAGGAACAUUACGGGAAAGUUUUGAAAUUUAGUUCAUAUCAAAUUUAUACGGUGGCGGAUUUUUAUAAUCAUUUCAAUUUGAUGUUUUUCAUAAAGAGUAGGAAAAUGAAAAGCAUCGUAUUGCUCAAUAGGAAUUUGGCAGAGCAUUUUGUACCUUUACCGCCGUCCAUGUAUAAAUCGGGGGAUGUAGUGGAGAAAAAUGAGAAUUCUAGUAGUUGGCCGCCACCGCCUCCGUUUGUAUUAGUUCCUAUCACGCAUAAAAGACCCUGUCCGCCCAAACCGGAUACUCCACCAUCACCGGAUAACAACCCUUGGAACUUGUGGUCGUUAAAUUCCCCUUUCGAUAAUCGCAAAAGUUUAUCUAUCAAAAUGCCCAUUAUACAAAAUCCUAAAUUACUCGGGGAUCCUUACACUUUAAUAUCCCCGGCUCGGCACCUUUUACCCUCGUUAAAAUAUUUAUGGGGUUGUAAUAAUUUGCCAUCGGUAUCGUCGCCGGAUCCCACAGAAUUACCCAUACCCGAUAAAUUGAUGUUGAAAGGUGGCAUCGCUGACGAUUCCGCUGAUUCCGGCGUCAAUAUCAAACUCGAUAAUUCACCUUCGGAUGCAGAAAAUGAAGCAGGUUCUUCGAAUAUGUGUGAAAAUGGGAAACCAUCUUUCGCAACAUUAUUAGAUUUCACCGAUUAAAAUUAUCCAGUGAUUUAACACGCACAAAUUUGGGCAUUUUAAUAAUAAUAAUGAUGAAAAUCUCAAUGUACUUAAAAAACAAAAACAAAUUAUUUUUAUCGAAAUGUGUAUCUUCGGAAAGUAGAUUAUAAUAUUUUUAUUAAAAAUAUUAUUGUGGUACAGAUAUUAAAAAAAUGAAAAUUUCAAUUUUUAGGGAAUAAAUUGUAAAAAAACACCCUUUAUAUUGUCGAGUAGAGUUUUAGCUAAAUGUUUUUAUAUAUUUCAAAAAGAUACGUUACGUUUCUUAAAAAAAAAUAAAAUAAUCUCGUUCAUAGUUGAAUUAUUAUUUUAGGAACCGCGCAGUGAUAUAUAUAUAUAUAUUUUUUUUUGAAAAAACUUGGUAUCUUUUUGGAUAUUACAAAAAUCAAUAUCGUGGUCCAUGAUAACGGUCGAUUUUAAAAUUAUUACAAUUUUUAUUCGUGCCAAUUAACGAAUAAAAAUUGUUUUUCGUAGUGAUUUAAUUAGUAUCUCUAAAUUAUAAAAAUUGUAUCGCGUUUUUUUUUCAAUUGUGUUUAAAUUUUUGCUAUAAAUAACGAAAGUUGGUGUACACUUAUCUUGUAUCUGAUGAUUUUAGUCCUUAUCACUAUAAUAGUGUGCUUAUGUGACAUCAAACACUUUUUGUCAGUGUAAAAUUUUUUAUUCGAUUUUGAUUGUUUUUUAAAAUGUUGGUUCCUCUUUUUUCAAUAUUUUUACAAUACAAAAAACUUUUUUUGAAUAAUUUUGUUUUUAUCUUGUUGUUUUCCAAUUCCCUUUAUUUGAACCCUACUUUAUUUUUUUUUAUUCAAAACUAAAUUUUCGUUUUUAUUUCAUUUAUUCCUGAUUUAAUCUUCAUUAUUUUCUUUAUAAAACGAUCUUUAAUGUUGAUGAAAUUUCUUAAAGUGUCCUUGAAUAAAUUUUCUUCAAUUUUAAUCAUUUCUAAUCGUUCCAUUUUUGUUUUAGGUAUUCUCUUUCAGUCCUUGCACUUUUAUUUUCACUAAAAUCUCAUUUUUUGACUGUAUUCUUCAUUUUUUCACUUUAAAACGAUCUAUAACUCAACUGAUUGCAAGAAAUCUCUAAAAAAAGUGUUUUUGAAUCAAUUUUUUUCAAUUUUAUCUAUUCUUAGACGUCCCAUCAUCGUUUUACCCAUAUUUUUUCGUUCCUUGAAUUCUAUUUUUUUUGAAUUUCAAUUUUUGCUUAAACUCUCCUUUUUCUCAAUUUCUUGCUAACCAAUCAUACUUUCAUAAACCAUUUUUCAUUUUUAGAGCCCCAAUAUUUUCACUAAAAUCUAAAUUUUUGCUUUGAAUUUCCAUUUUUUGCACUAUAAAACAAUCCAUUAUUUAAUUUAAUAAGAUGGAAAACUGUAAAAAAGUGUAAAACAAUUGAAAAAACAAUUUUUUCAAUUUUAUUUAUUUCUAGUCGUUCCAACCUCGUUUUAUCCAUAUAAUUCCAUUCCUUACAGUUUAUUUUUCUCUUAUUUUCACUAAAAUGUUUUUUUUGUUUGAAACAUUCACUUUUGUACAGUAGUUCAAAUGUAACAUACAGUUUCAUACCACUAUUCCUUUACUUCUAAUCCUUCAUCGUUAUAUACUUACAACUUUUUGUCUUACCAUAGUCUUCACUCGAUUCAAUCUAUCUAAGAUACCAAAUUGUUAUUCCUAUUCAAAUUGUCAGUAGUUCAAAUGUAACAUACAGUUAUUUCGCACCACUAUCCCUUUUUUCCUUCUUUAUCCUUUGCUUCUAAUCCUUCACCUUUAUAUAAUUGAAAUUGUCAGUAGUUCAAAUGUAACAUACAGUUAUUUUGAACUACUUGAUAAUAACAAAGAAUUUUUAAGAAUACUAGGUAUUUAUAGCAAAAAUUGGUUUAUCGUGGUUGUUGAUUUUUGUUAAGAGAUUCGUUUUUUUAAUUGUUAAAUAAUUUUAAGACCAUUUCGUGUAAACCAUUCCUGUAAUUUUUGUGUCUGUGAUCGUUUAUUAAUUUAAGUUGUAAGUCAGUAGAUGAUAAUAUCAUCGAAAACAAUCGCUACAGACUUAAUUUUAUAGUGAGUUGUAAAUAAAUCGCAUUUUUUGUUAAAGUGUUAUUUAUAAAAAAACAAAAUAUGCUAUAUUUUUUUGUAAUUAGAUUACUUUUUACAAUGUAAUUAUUACUUUUUACAAUAUUUGUGACUUUUUUUUCAGAGUAUAGAUUGUAAGAAUAUUUCUUCUGUACUUAUAUUUUAAAAUCGAUUAUGCCAAAAGAAAAUGUAUCAUUAAAGUGUUAUAAGUAAAUAAAUUUGUACUUUUUU
Diorhabda carinulata is the source of this 6616-nucleotide messenger RNA. It is a transcript of the gene Marf1, whose product is annotated as meiosis regulator and mRNA stability factor 1. Gene Ontology annotation, cellular component: peroxisome; cytoplasm. Gene Ontology annotation, biological process: post-transcriptional gene silencing. The record is from RefSeq and is a predicted model, not a curated record. Bases 162 to 4316 code for a protein of 1384 amino acids. Gene Ontology annotation, molecular function: mRNA base-pairing post-transcriptional repressor activity; CCR4-NOT complex binding; RNA nuclease activity. The transcript has 19 exons. NCBI's taxonomy places the organism in Eukaryota, Metazoa, Arthropoda, Insecta, Coleoptera, Chrysomelidae.